AUGGCUCCUUAUUUCAUCUUGCAGUGGAUCCUAAUGGUCCUAUUUACAGGUCUCACAGUGUCAGGCUCUCCAGUGAGAGGAGUGGUGGGUCAGAACGUCACUUUGCCCUGUAAAUACCAAGUUAAUCUCCAAAAGGACAUCACCACAAUGUGCUGGGGCCGGGGCAGCUGUCCUCCUUCCCAAUGUUCUCAGACAAUUCUCUGGACGGAUGGAUGGAGGGUAACAGAGCGUCAGUCCAGCAGGUACCGGUUAGAAGGGAAUCUCGCUCAGGGGGAUGUGUCCCUCACCAUAGUGAAUGCGGCAGAAGCAGACGGAGGGGUGUACUGCUGCCGUGUGGAGAUCUCUGGUUUGUUCAAUGAUCAGCGGAACAAUCUGGAAGUUGUGAUUGAGACAGCUAGGACCUCCACUGCAGGCCCUCAUGCUUACACACCUGAAAACACCUCAGCUGCUGCGAAUGCCAGUGACACAUCUUCCACCAUUGCCCCACAGUGGCCAUUGGUUUUCAGUUCAGAAGCCCCUGAGGAUGUUUCAAUACAGACUGUGUCCACAUCAAUCCAUCAGCUAAUGGAGCCAGAAUCCACGGGGGCAGGGAUGCAUGUUGGAAUCAGCAUUUUUGUGGUACUUCUAGUCAUCCUGGUUUUGGCCCUAAUUCUAUCCAAAAGGUAUUUCCCCAACAGACAGAAGCUGAAGACUUUGGCAAGCUCAGUCUCGUUUUCCAAUGCAGACCAAGGAGGCUUCCAGAGCACGUUGGAAGUUGGGGUCCAUGCAGAAGAGAACAUUUAUACGAUGGACUAA
Molecule: messenger RNA, 795 nt
Organism: Emys orbicularis (European pond turtle)
Lineage: Eukaryota; Metazoa; Chordata; Testudines; Emydidae
Gene: HAVCR2
Product: hepatitis A virus cellular receptor 2
Exons: 7
Coding region: 1-795 (264 amino acids)
Biological process (GO): apoptotic cell clearance; cytoskeletal rearrangement involved in phagocytosis, engulfment
Molecular function (GO): phosphatidylserine binding
Source: RefSeq, a predicted model, not a curated record